Messenger RNA from Amoebophrya sp. A25, 411 nucleotides. Lineage: Eukaryota; Dinophyceae; Syndiniales; Amoebophryaceae. The record is from the annotation of a GenBank genome assembly.
AUGAAAAUGGCGCUCCUCGAUAGUCUGGCCUUUUCGCUGCAUCAAUCCGAUCGGAGGAGUCAGACGCUCCAACUUAAGAUCGCAGCACUUGGUGCCACUUCUCUCCAUAAGUAUCUCUCCGUGAGUCACUCAUUUCAAAACCUAUCAUUUUGCAACUUUUCUACCAGUUUUCUUGCAAGUUGGCCGAUCAUUCUAACAGUUCAUCUUCGAAUGCGCGUCGCAGUUUGGUUUCCUGUUCCGGUUAUUGGGUCAUCGUUUGCAGUUCCGGUUCUUCACACUCCGACUGAUCUACGAAGUGCAUGGACAUGCGAAGCAAUCGACGCAGCUGCCUUCCUUCCAUUCACUCAUCCUCAACUAUACCUCGCACUGCCCUUUUCAACAGCUUCACAACGAAGCAAAUUGUCCAUAUAA